Molecule: messenger RNA, 4659 nt
Organism: Linum trigynum
Lineage: Eukaryota; Viridiplantae; Streptophyta; Magnoliopsida; Malpighiales; Linaceae
Source: the annotation of a GenBank genome assembly
AAAUCGGAUUCUCAGGCCCAAAACUAGCCUACUGCGAAACAAAGACCUUGGACUUAUAUGGGCUGCCAAUCAGGCAGUGACCCAAAGGCCCAACUGCUGGAGGGGGCAAAAAACUGGGGGUGGGGGAGAAACCUACGAAACAAAAGCGUCAGAAACAUCUUCAAACAGUGGAAGUAGGGAAGAGGGUGACCAAAAAAAAAAAAAAAAAAGACCCCAAAGCGAAGGAAGAACAGGGCUGAACAGGCGGUGUAACACAACUCUUGGUCGCAGACUCUAAACGCUCGCCCUCCAAAUCCUCUCCCUUAUAGCCCAAGCCACCAAGAAAAGCUCCCUUCCUUUCCCCUGUUUGUCGCCCGCUUCCCUCGCCCUUUCUCUAGCUUCCUCUUCAUUUUUGUUUGCUUUUUUUUUCUUCUUCUCCUCGUCCCUCUUUCCAAUUUGUUUCCCAUGGAGAAGAAUUGAAGCAUUCAUUCUUCAGGAAAAAAUAAAAUCCGAUUUCGGAUAAGGUUUGUGAUUGUUUAUUUUGUGUUCGGGUUUUCUCUCCCUGUUUCCGUUUCUGUUUGCUUGUGCAUGAAUUGGUCGAGGAUUAAAAUAGCAAUGCAAUUUGAGUUUUUUGAUAAUUUGAGCUAGAAAUUUUGCUUUCCGGGAAAAAUUGGACUUGAAUAUGGUUAAGGCUGCUCCGUGUGAUUUGGUUCCGUUGUUGCAUAUCGUUUCAUGUAGCUGAGAUUUUAAAGUUCGCAACUUUGAGAAUGAAUCGUUUGAUGUAAGGUUAGGACUGUUGGGGGGCAGUGGCUGGACAAUGGAGUUGUAAUGGUAGAAUUGGUUGCAUUUGUUUUCUCUGGUGGGCUAGAAAGGGGACUGAUUUUCUUUGAAAGAACAAAUGCCGGAACCCUUAGGGAGAUGUUCAGGAGUACUGGUUUUGGAAUAAUUGAUGGAAGUUUGAGAUUCAAGCAUUUGGGAAGGUGGUACUUUUUGGAGUGUGAACAAUCUGGUUUCCUUGGCCGGGAAGAGAGAGCCUGGAAUACCACUAGGAUAUAGGAGCGCAGCUCGAUUAGAUUUUUUGGUUCAUGAGGAACCAGCUCUGAUCUGUUCUGCAAGCUUGAUUGAUAAUUUUUUUUACAAAUACCAGCAGUAUGUGGAGUUAAGAAAUCAGUUUUUUUGGAUGACAAGUUUGUAGUUUACCAUUUUAGGAGCCUGAAAAACUUGCCUGUGUGAUACAUGAUAAAGUGAUGCUGUAUUUGCUGUCCAGUUUCUUCUCUCAUCCCUCUGUGUGUUGUUUUCAUUGUGCUUUUUAUACAGGGUGGUAAAAUAUAGGGGGCGGGGAGCUGCAAUGUAUGCAAGGAUAAUCAAGAGUAGUAAUCAGAAAUGGGGUUCAGUCUUCAUGCCAUCUAUACACUUAAUUAAGCCAAACACCAUGGAUCAGGCCUGUGCUCGAUCUUUAGUCCAUACAUCCGCAGUGCGAGUAUGCAAUUCCGGAAGAAUUUCAUCAAGGAAAUACCAAUUUAAUUAUUUUGUAUCGUGUGGCAGUAGUAGUUAUAUCAGUAGAAGGCUCAGUUCAUAUCCUAAAAGGUUGCAGUUUCGUGCGUAUAGUUCAGAGGGUGAUGGACGUAACACAAGUGAGGAUAAGCAUGCGUCUCUAAAUGGCACACCUAACUUUAAUGAUGGAAAGAUACAGCAUGGGAAAGUUGGAGGAGAUCCCAGAUCUUAUGAUACACAUGCUUGUCUAGGGGAACAAGAUCAAAAGGAUUGGCUUAGUAAUGAGAAGCUGGCUGUAGAAGCCAAAAAGAAGGAAUCGCCUUUUUUAACCAGGCGUGAGAGGUUUAAAAAUGAGUUUUUGCGGAGGGUUGUUCCUUGGGAGAAGAUCCAUGUUUCAUGGGACACCUUUCCAUAUUACAUCAAUGAAAAUACCAGAAACGUUUUGUUAGAAUGUGUCACAUCCCACCUAAAGCAUAAGAAUUUUGCUGCGUCUUAUGGAUCACGUUUGAUGUCUUCAAGUGGCAGAAUAUUGCUCCAGAGCACUCCAGGCACAGAGCUUUAUCGGGAAAGAAUAGUGAGAGCACUUGCACGAAAGUUACAAGUUCCUCUGCUAGUUCUCGAUAGCAGUGUUCUUGCUCCUUACGAUCUUGAUGACUGCUCAUCAGAGUUAGAGGAUGAUGCAGCAGAAUCAGGGGAGGAGUCAGAGUCUGAGGUUGAUGAAGAGAAUGAAGCAGCCAAUGAAGAGGAGUGGACAAGUAGUGCUGAAGGUAAAUCAGAAGCUAGUGAUGAUGAAGCAGUUGAUGUGCCGGCAACUGCUGAGGCAGCCCUCAGGAAGCUCAUCCCUUACGAUUUAGAAGAAUUUGAAAAGCGUCUCUCUGAAGAAUCAGAAGCCUCCCCGGAGGUCUCAAAGGCUGACACUGCUGAGGCUGCUGACAACUCCAAAAGGCCUCCCAAAAAAGGUGAUCGGGUGAAAUUCAUUGGCAAUUCAAAUUCCGUUGAAGCGGAUAACAGGCCCCUAUCCAAUGGUCAACGUGGUGAAGUUUACGAGGUCAGUGGCAAUCAAGUUGCUGUUGUUUGGGAUAUGGGUAAUGAUAGCCAAGCAAAGGAAGGAGAGAUACACGAAGAGCAUGAAGAGCCGUCUGGAAAGGCACCAAUCUAUUGGAUAAAUGGUAAUUUUGUACAUCUUUUAAAGGAUUAUGUUUAAUUUGAAACCAAAAUCUAUCAAUCUUGGAUCUGCAUCUUCAAUGAAACAAAUGCUAGCAGGCAUUUUGGUUUGACUGAUUUUGAUUUUCGUUUAAUAUUCAUUAGAUUUUAUUACUAGCGGACAUUAUAUCUAAUUUGAAAAAAAAAAAACUGUGUUUAAUAGGUGUUUCUGUGUCAGAUUAUUUAUGUUCCACAUAUAUGAUAUAAUUUAAGAGGCAUUAACUGUCAGGACCUAUGAUGUCCAGUUAGUAUUACUUAGAAUGCCACGCUGUUGGAAUUUAUUUGCACAGUAUCAUCAGUUUGAUCUGAAAUCUGAUUUUUCAUAUCUGCUAUCUUGCAUAACUUUAUAUGAAACAAAGGUUAUGUCUUCGGUGCACUCACAUUUUUGGGUGCAUUCAAUGCACUCGCUUCAUAUUUGUUAUUAUGAGCAUGCGAUUCAUGUCAAAACAAUGUUAAUCAUCACGUAUGAUACGAUGAAAAAGAAACCCCAUGAAUUAGCACAAAAAUUAUUCAAAAUUUACAUUAAUCUGAAGAAAUUAUGAUUUAUAGAUUUAGGAUUAGGGUUAGGGUUCAUGAUUUGGGGUUUAGGGCAAAAGUUCAAAAUUGAAGGUUUAGGGCUUAGGGUAAUGCAUUGAUUAGUUGUGAUCGUAUAUUAUAUUAUCAUAUUACACUAAUCUUACAAAUUAAAAUAAAAAAUUGAUGUCUUAAGGCUACUUUUAGAGUUGGGUGCAUUGAAUGCACUCAUUUUUGUGAGUGCACCAAAGUAGCCACCAUGAAACAAAUAUCAAAAUUUACUGAGACUUCCUCAUGUGUAGUUAAGGAGAUUGAGCAUGACCCUGAUGCGGAGGCCGAAGACUGUUAUCUUGCACUGGAGGCAUUAUAUGAGGUAUACGAAGGACAUCAUUAUCGGGACCAGAUGAAAUAUUGUUUCCUGUUUAUGGUUUAGAAACCACUACUCAUUAAUCUUGUUGUGAAUUGACAUUUGCUCUUGACCUCUUUCCAGAUCUUGCAGAGCAUGCAGCCUCUUAUAGUAUAUUUCCCAGACUUUUCCCUGUGGUUGUCUAGGGCAGUACCUAAGGACAACCGCAAGGAGUUUGUCCAUAAGAUGCAGGAAAAGUUUGACCAGCUUUCGGGUCCUGUGGUCAUGAUAAGUGGUCAGAACAAAGUUGAAAAUGGCUCCAAGGAGAAAGAGAAAUUUGUAAGAUUUAGUGCUUUAUUGGAAUCUAGACGAACAUUGAUCCAUUGUUGUGGAAGCAACACUUUCUCCGUUAAUGGAUAUUGUUAGCUUACACUUUUUUCUUACAUUUUUUUGUUUGCCUUUGAAUUUGACGGCAGACAAUGAUCCUCCCAAAUUUUGGUCGAUUGGCUAAGCUGGUAAGCCCAUGCUCCUGGUGUCAACUGUUCUAGUCUGAUUUUUGUGUGUCUCUGUUGGAGGCAGUUUCAUUGUUGCUUUUGCUUUCAGCCUCUUCCUUUGAAGCAACUUACUGAAGGUCUGAGAGGAACUAAGAGAUCCAGUUACAAUGAAAUCAACAAGCUGUUUACUAAUGUUUUACGUAUUGACCCCCCCAAGGUAAAUUAUAACUGCCUGAUUUGUGAAAGCUAUUCUGAGAUGGCAAUUUGUAUGGUAUGCAGUUGUAUCAUGAUAUGUUUGUUGUCUCUACUGUUCCUGAGUUUUCUUAUUCUUCUCAUCACACUGAACUGAAGUUUGUAGGACCUUUUGGUGUUAUAUGCAAAGAUAAACUACUUUUUUUUUUUGUUCUGGUUGUUUCAGUAAGCUUAAUUUAUGGCAUAGUUGUCUGAAUAAGCUGAUAGUUCUUUUUAAUUACAAGAUCGUAUCAAGUGACAUCUUUGAGAUCCCACCUUGUCAUUUAGCAUAAAGCUCCAAUCAACACCUUGUACUAUAGAAUCAAUAGAAGAUGGACAUUAAGAAGUAAUGUAGGAGUGUUUAGUGGCAUGUUCUGUUAAUGAAAAAACAUAGGCAAU